GGCUGUAUACUAUAAAUACAAGCAGCAGCACAGUACGACAGUAUGUUUGUACGAAGAAGUUGACAGCAGCUUUUCUACUUGAAGAUCACUUCCCAAUUCUACAUUAAGCGAUCAUGUCUUCCAUUGUAUCUACUUACCCAGAUGAUAGUCAGGCAUCAAAGUUCUGGCAGAAAUCGAAGGAGUCUCCAUUUGUUCCAGUUGGCAUGGCAGGUUUUGCUGGGAUCGUAGCCUUUGGCCUGUACAAGAUGAGGACUCGAGGAAACACUAAAAUGUCUGUCCAUCUUAUCCACAUGCGUGUGGCAGCUCAGGGAUUUGUUGUUGGAGCAAUGACUAUUGGAGUUGUUUACUCAAUGUAUAGAGACUUCUACUUGAAGCCACGAGAGCAAGCAAAAGCCCUGAUGGAGAAAUAAGUCUGUUGGAACGUUUUUAGCAAUAUAUGUUUUUUUUGUUUUGUUUUUUGUUAACUAUAGUAUGUAGUAUUUGUUUUAAUAAGGAAAUGUAAUUUAAAAAAGACAUACAGCGUUUAUCAUGGGCCUUCGGGUGAGUUUGUUAUACUUUAGCUGCUCACUGCCUAUAACGUUAACGCUGUCAUGUGUUUAUUUUUAUUACCUAUCUUGUUUAUGACCUGAAUGCCUACAUCAAUAGGAACAUACUGUGUGUGUAUAUUGUAUGUUGCCAUUGAUACAGAAUGUUAUAUUCAAAAUAAUAACAGUAAUCCUUGUAAUCUUCAUGUUCAGGUGUAGGUACGUGCACAAAUCCAUAUUUUAUAUACUGUACAAAUUCCUACAGCAUGACGUUCCCUGGUUGGAAGCUUUAUUUAAAAACAAACAAGCACAAUAUGAAGGAAAAUCAAUUCUGAAUUAAAAAUAAAGACACAGACAUUGGACCAAACAAUGACAAGAACUCAGAAACAGUGAUGUUCAGACCAAUUCCAGUUAGAACUGAAGGUGCUUUUAAAAGAGAAAGACAAUGAAAAUAUAAGGCAGAAACCUAUAAACCUCACACAUUUGUGUUCCGUGAGCAAAAUGAAAUAACACAAUACAAAAAUAUCCAUUAUGCAUAUUUUUAUGAGAGUGUUAAUGUAAAACCACAUAACCAUUUCACUCAGUAUAGGUUUUGUCAGAAAAUAUCACACAUGCAUCACUCUUGCAUUACUGCCCCAAACCAACUUGAGACAUAUAUUAUUGUGUAAUAAUGUAUUUUGACCCAUACAUUACUGCACUGAAGACUGUAGUGGUCUGUGGUAUUUGGUUUAAUAAUGCUGAACUAGUUAUUGCAGUGGUGGUUUUAAACUAAAUAUAGAGGAGAUACUGAAGGGUCUGUGUGGGUAAACGGGACCAUGCAUGUUUUAUACAGCACAUUACAUAUAUGUCCUAGACACCUGAUGGCUGUUUUUACAGUAAUACAGGAUAAAUGAAUACUUCAGUGUUAUAAAAACCACCACCCUUUUCUCUACCUAUCUGCAAACUCAUAAAUAAUGAAUAGGGAGCAUUACAUACCUACAUUUCAUGUAGUGCCUUUUAUGAUAGAUACUGUGUAAUCUUCCUCAAUGUGCUAUAGUUAGAACAAUGCUUACCUGAUACUUUCAUUUCAAAAACUUUUUUGUAUGUUUUUAAUCAAAUAUAUUAUGCCUGAGGAAGAUGCACUGUAUAUGAACCUGUGUGAGGGAACCCUCAGUGGCCUUGCUCUGUCUAGUUGUAUCUGAAAGUGUGACACUGUUUUAAAUACUGUGCUAUGUGUUACAGUUGUGUAUAUGAUGCUCUGUAUACAUUGUUUUAGUUCAUGUUCUUGUGCUCAAGUUGUAUGUUCUGCAUUCCUAUGAAACAAUGGUAACAAGUUAAAUUUUAACAUUAAAUUUGUCUAUUUAUUUGCCAGUAGAUGUACAUUAAAGUUAUGAGAUACUUUAAGGUUA
Molecule: messenger RNA, 1912 nt
Organism: Polyodon spathula (Mississippi paddlefish)
Lineage: Eukaryota; Metazoa; Chordata; Actinopteri; Acipenseriformes; Polyodontidae
Product: HIG1 domain family member 1A, mitochondrial-like
Exons: 4
Coding region: 114-410 (98 amino acids)
Biological process (GO): mitochondrial respirasome assembly
Cellular component (GO): mitochondrion
Source: RefSeq, a predicted model, not a curated record